GCAGUCCUGGUACAGCGUCUCGAAGUCCUUCCUGGAGAUGAGCUUGCAGCGGUUCACGCCGGGCUGAAUGGCGCCGAGCCCCCGCAGGACGCGCACCUGCUCCACGGUGCACACCACGGGCGUGAUGUCCAGCCUCUUCAGCUUGGUGUAGACGGUGUGCAGCCCGCCCACCAGGUGCUUCAGGAAGAGGUCGAACACCUGCGGCAGGCAGAUCAGCUCCUGCCCGUCCACGUUGAAGCUGGCCACCUUCACGCCGUGCACCUCCACCAGCUUGCACUCGCUGCACAGACCCGCGCCGGAGGAGGUCUGCACCAAGCCCGGGGAGCCGGGGGUCAGGCCGCUCAGGGAGCCGAGCCCGCCGAGGGAGCCCAGGGCGCCGCCCGGUCCGGGCAGGAAGGCGCUCAGCAUGCUGCUGGUGAGCCGCGGGGACGGGGACAGCGAGUGGGAGUGGGAGUUGGAGUUGAUGUGCGCCGGGCUGGAGGUGCUGGUGGACACGGCGGAGGAGGUGUGGAGCGCCUCCGGGGCGGAGCGGUAGAGCCCGACGGGAGUUUGCGUCCCCGAGCUCGGGGAGAGCAGCGUAGGAGAGCCGGUGAGCGACAUGGAGGAGCUGGAAGUGGGAUGUGUGGGACAGUUUCCAGCUGGAAACCACUUGUUCCUCUGCUUUCCUUUUACUUUUCCACUCACUUUUCCUCUUCCUCUUUUAUUCCGUUCCUUCUCUUCUUCUCAACUGUUCCAAUCCGGGACAAAGUCUCGCCGUGGAAAUCCGUGCGUGGACUGUCCGGUCUGUGCGUAAAGCAGCCUGGAUCAGACUCUAGGUCAGCCUCCGCCUCCCGCGCGGAUAACAGACACACCGAUGGACCAAUCAGAGCAGACCUGGAGAGGAAGGACCGUGCGUAUGUGCGCGUGCGUCUAUUAUCGGUCGCAUCGCUCUCUUUCAUAAACUUUCUCACGAGCCGCUUCACUCUCUCCAAAACGGGAAGUUUGUGUUUUUCUUCCGCAUCAUUUUCGUCCGGACAUCGAACAAACAGCACGUGGUUGACGAGAGAGCGCGCACGCGCAUGCGAGCGGCGUGUUUUGGUCAGUUGUUGCUCACGCGCGAGCUCUGGUGGCGGGAUGGACGCACGUUCCCUAAAUAACGACGAUGAAGGGAUGAAGGAAAAGGAGGAGCAGGUGAAGGGUGGAGUUCAGGUCAGAGAAAGAAAGAAAAAAGUAAAACAAAGAAGGAAGAGGGACAAAAAGGAGAGUCGGAGGGUAAUCAUUUGUCUCUCAGGACUAAUAAUGAUCAAACCGAAGCUGGACUCAGAGAAAGACAGAGAGAGAUGAGCUCUUAGUGGAGGUGAAUAUCUCUCAGUGGGGAAAUAACGACCAGUAUGAACUUGAAGCUGGACUUCUUGGAGUGGAGAGAGAAGUAGAAGAAGCGGAGAAGACGGAGAGGAAGAGGAGGCUGACUGAGGCAAAGGAAGGAGGAUGAAGAGGUCAGAAUGAAAAUGCUCCAAAACAAAAUGAGUCUGACAUAUUUUUUCUCUUUGUUUUAGUUUUCCCUCUUCUCCAAAACAGUUUGAGUGAGAAGGAAAAAAAACAAAAUCCAAUUUACUUGAUUCAUUUUAACUUUACUGAACUUUAGUUAUUUUGUCAAAAGAGGAAUUUUACUUCAGAUUUACCUCAAAAUGUUACCUUGUUUUCACUUCCCACUUUUUUGACUCAUAAAAGUGUUAUUUUUUUAACCUUUUUUAUGUUUCUCUUGGUUUCUUUUAACUUCAUUUUAGUGUAAAUAUCAACAGCCAAAAACAAAGGAGUACAUGGCAUUUAAAAAGAAAAAAUAAUGUUAAAAACUUAAGUGAGAAAUAUAAUUAGAACAGUGAGAACUCUCCAUGGAUAAACUGUUUUAAUAUAAAGGUAAGGUGUUUCUCACACCAGUAGCAUAUUUAGCAACGUGUACACGUGACUGAUUGACAGCACUAAGAUCAUCUCCCUGGCUCUGAUUGGUUGUUUUUUUGCUGAUUGCAAUAGUAGGUAAGGGAGGAGGUGGAGACAGAUUAUCUGUUUCGACGUAGUGACAGUUUUAACAAAUAUGUGAAAAAAUAUUUAGUUUACAAAAGUUACAUCCUGCAGAUUUAAAACAGAGAUCAGCCCUGUGCUGUGGAACAAACUCCCCAACACCAGACAUUUAUAAAACCCACUUUAAAACUUUUAUUAUCUGGCUUCUAACCACCAUUAUGGGUGGCAAUGCUAACUUGCUUUAGCAUUCCUACCUAAAACUAUAGCUAGCUUGAAGUGGCUUCAGAUUAGCCACCUAUCAUAAAGCUAGGUUAGCCAAUUAGCUAAACUAGCUUUAGGGAGUUAGCUGUAGCACGACGGAGUGAAGACUUUAGUUUAGAUAAAAUAAAUUUAUUUCAUUUGAAGUUGAGCGAAAAGGUUUAUAAACAAUGAGACGUGUUUAAUGUGA
Messenger RNA from Gambusia affinis (western mosquitofish), 2446 nucleotides. RefSeq lists its product as uncharacterized. NCBI's taxonomy places the organism in Eukaryota, Metazoa, Chordata, Actinopteri, Cyprinodontiformes, Poeciliidae. The record is from RefSeq and is a predicted model, not a curated record. Bases 619 to 1323 code for a protein of 234 amino acids. The transcript is spliced from 2 exons.